Colletotrichum godetiae is the source of this 3585-nucleotide messenger RNA. RefSeq lists its product as uncharacterized. The transcript has 2 exons. Gene Ontology annotation, molecular function: DNA-binding transcription factor activity, RNA polymerase II-specific; zinc ion binding. NCBI's taxonomy places the organism in Eukaryota, Fungi, Ascomycota, Sordariomycetes, Glomerellales, Glomerellaceae. Gene Ontology annotation, biological process: regulation of DNA-templated transcription. Gene Ontology annotation, cellular component: nucleus. The coding region runs from base 333 to 3104 and encodes 923 amino acids. The record is from RefSeq and is a predicted model, not a curated record.
AUAACAUCUCAAAGAAACCACCAACCACGACAAUGGAUCAUGUUGGUAUCAGACUUUGCCACUGCAGACGAAAGGGUUGAAGAAGAAGACGAGUGACGCAACUUUUCAGACUCUUCCUUUUCUACUUCAAGCCUUUCAAGCCUCCUCAAUCAACCAUCCAAACUACAACCAAUUAUAGUCGACGGCGGCUCAUCCCUAUAACCUAUCCAUCUUUUUCCCUCUUGCAUUGGUACCAAUAUAUUAUUGUACAAACAUAACCAAUGUGUAUUGUAUAAUAUCAGUUCCCUCUUUCUUUUUACCAACUUCCAAAACCUAGACAACUAUACCCGACUAUGUCUCUCACAUCCCGACACCCGCUCCGCAAGAGCUGCAGCUUCUGCCGCGCACGCAAGAUCAAGUGCAGCAACGAGACCAUCUGCGAAGCUUGCCGCAAGCAAAAUGUCGAUUGCGUCUACGACUGGGACUCACGGCCGCCAAAAACCCGCACCGUAUCCCAGGACAUGAGCAGAAACAACAGCACCGGCGACGGCAGCGGUGUUCCCGUACCGCAACGCCAGAGAGCCUCGACGGGUGGCUCGCCACAUUCGAUGCCCAUCAUGGAGGAGCCUACGCAGAUGGAUGGAAGCGGUGGUGCAGCGCCCAUGGCCCUGAUGGGCGGCGGCGAAGACGUGGCUAGCAUGCUCAACAGCAUGUUUAUCGAAAACUUUGGCGAGAAUCCGGCGCCUGGGCCCAAGUCGAACCCGUGGCAGGAGAGGAUAUCGGCGUAUAACCAGACUCUCCGCUUGACUUUGCAGGAUCGGAGCGAGAAUGUCGUCAACUCAAAGUUCAGUCACCGAGAUGUCAAGUACACUGGCAUCCUACAGCUUCUCACUCAUGACUUGGUCGGCCUUGUGGUUGAUAAGUUUGGCGGUUUGGGAUCCAUCUUCAUGGAACAGGGCGGUGGUAGAUUCUAUCUUACAGGACUCGCAAGCGACGCCACACCAUCGAUGUUCGAUACGACACCGACAGGACCGAGUCCCCUGACCGACUACGGCACUCGACAGAUUGGACAAUUGGUCGAUGUGUGGUACAGCGUCCACCCUCUCUCCUUUCUCGUUUCCAAGACCUUGCUUCUUCGCGAACUGAGAGACGGCACACACGACGAGGUCCUUCUGGCAGUCAUCCUCGCCGACGCAUCCUUCUCCCUCGGCGACGAGGUAGCCAUGGCGAGAGGACACGUUCUACUUCGGUGGGCGUCAGCUCAACUCCAGAACCGCCCCAUCUCAACCCGGGUCAGCCAACCGGGCAUGCCCGGCGCCGGCAUCUCCCUCCCCGGGAUCAGCACAGCACAGGUCCUGAUGCUCCUGGGAUGGAACAGCCUCUGCCAAGGGCAGAUCAAGCGUGCCACGUGCUACAUUGGCCUCUCUGGCCGCCUGGCGACUGAGAUCAAGGACACCAUCUCAGCCUCCUCGGCGCCCCUGACGACGAGCCGCAUCAACGGCAUCGACGUCUGCGAGGUCGAAAAGGAAAUCGUCGCCUACCUCUACUGGACGACCUACACUCUCACCCUCUGGACUUUCCUGCAAAUGGGUACCCACUUCUCGCAACUGCUCCCCACGAGCCUCACCUCCAUCUUCCUCCCCGUCGAUGAGACCUCUUCCGUGCUGAUGCGCCUCGAUGAGGUCUCGGACAACUUCUCCACGCUGCAAAAGCAGAAGAGCAUGAUCAAAGAAAUGUGGCCCCUCGCCCACAUCGCCUCCAUCACGGCCUACAUCUUCGCCCUCUACCCGCAGGAGCCCGACCCCAACGAGACGGUCAGCACAAACUUCUGGCAGGAGGCGCCCCUGCUCGCACUCCAGCGCAUCCAACAGGGCAGCACACCCCAGGACAUGGAGUGCGUCUGCCGCGAGGUCUACCGCGUCCUCAUGGAGAGCAUCCACCUCCUCAACCGCCAGGUCGCCCACGCGCCCUCCCGCUCCCUCGUCCUGUCCGUGUACCACACCAUGGCCAUCCACCUCCUCUUCCCAGCCAUCCUACCCGGCGCACCGCCCCCGGCAGAGCCCUUUUCCCUCACGGCGGAAACGGUCGAGCGCUUCAUCGGCUCGGCGCAGGAGCUCGUGAGCAUAAUGCUCCACAUUGCCGAGCAGACGUCCCAAGAAGGCCCCGUCAUCAUGCCCGCGCAGAGCAAGAACUCCUUCCCCGACGUCUUCUGCCUCGCGCUCGACACGUGCGCCCGCGGCCUAUCCUUCAUCUACGCGCAAAAGCAAGCCGGUGUCCUCAACAUGGAGCCGCAAAUGAUUGCCGUCUACGAAGGCCGCCUCGAGGCCCUGGCGUCCCGCCUCCUGGGCAUCGCGGCCUCGGACUUUCUCUCCCCCGGCGGCCAGGUCCGCGCCAUCAAGAAGCACCUCAAGGCCGUGAUGCGCGCGUUUGGCGGUCACGUCGGUAGCAGAAGCAGCAGCAGCAGCAGCAAGGGCAACAGGAACAGCACGGGCAGCGGCAUGAGCAUCCCCGUCAGCAUCAGCCACCACACGCGCUCCGACUCGUACGCCUCGUCGUCGUCCACCACGACGCACUCCAUGUCGCGCCGCAAUUCUUCGCUCCCGCACACCCCGCCGCAGCACCACCACGACCACCCGUUCUCGGGCGCCCCGACGGCCGUGGACUCGGCGUCGUCCUUUAUCAGCCCCAUGGACACGUCCAUGAUGCCGUCCGUCUCGUCGUCUUCGUCGGCAGACGACUCCAUGACCUCGACGAGCGAGCUGGCAACCCCGUUCAACCCCUUCAGCCCCGGAGACAGUCACAAGCAUCAGCAGCAACAACACGACUGGCGUGCCGCAGACGAAAUGUUCGCUCACGUCAUGGACCCCGCGGCGCUGGGGGCCCCGACGGGCGAUCACCACCUCACGCUCGCGGACCUGGUGGACUGCCAGGCUGGCGCGGCGGGUUGGUUCCCCGACCACAGCGGCGGGCAGAUGCUCGUCGACUUUGACAUGGGGGCGGCGACCAACUGGGAGUGGCCGUCUGUCAACGACAUGGGUGGCGGCGGUCACGAGGGGAUGACUGCGGCAGCGGCCGCGGUGGGGAGCGACAUGGACGCCAUGUUUUACAACUAUUUCAAGAAAUGAUGGGGGGAGGCUGGUUGGAGUCAUCCUCGUGAAUUUUUUCCAUCUUUCUGGUUUCGCUCCCUUCUCAUGACUUGACGAAGAAUCAUUUCCUUAUUUCUUUUUCUCCUGCCAUUUUCUUUGGUACUUUUCUUGCAUUGGGCUCUAUGGGAGCGAGAGCUAAACCACACACACACACACCUCCUUACCCCCUUGUACAGAAUAGAUUUCAUUUGGGGGUCCCUUGGAAUGGGACCGUGUCUUCAACAGCUUCUUCAUCAUCACUGCAUAGCUCCCAACUAGACGAGCAGGCAGGCAGCCUUUCAUUCACCGGCAAGGCAUUCUUUUUUGUCUCGUUGGUUUCCUUUUGUUUCACAUUUUUCACCGGUUUAGAGGGUCUUUGGGGGUUUAGGCAUACUGACACACAAUUUCGGCGUUCAAGAGGUUCCGGGCUUACAUUUCUCUCCCUUCCUUUUCUUCUUUAUUCACAAUGUGCUACUUUUUU